AUGGCAAGUGAUGUUUGCAGCCACGUGAAGGUGGUUGUUCGGGUGAGACCAACCAAUGAGAAAGAAAGGAAUGAAAAUGUUCACAACGUGGUCAAAGUUGUUGAUAACCACAUGUUGAUAUUUGAUCCAAAAGAAGACGUACCUUGUUUUGGUUCCCGAAGACCUCAGAAUAGAAAUCUCAACAAGAAGACCAACAAAGACCUUAAAUUUGUUUUUGAUCAUGUCUUUGGGGAGGAGUCCACUCAAGAUGAUGUAUUUGAGAACACCACUAAAGGAGUGCUGGAUGGUGUCAUGAAUGGGUUUAACUGCACAGUUUUUGCCUAUGGUGCAACUGGAGCAGGCAAAACACAUACAAUGUUAGGAACACCGAAUCACCCAGGAGUAAUGUACCGCACUUUGAAAGAUCUUUUUAAGCGCAUGGACGAUGCCAAGGAAGAUAAAGAAUUUUCUGUUGCCUUCUCCUAUCUUGAGGUUUAUAAUGAACAGAUUAGGGAUUUGCUGGCAAAUGCAGGCCCUCUUGCAGUAAGAGAAGACCGUGUCAAAGGUGUGGUGGUUCAAGGCCUUACGCUGCAUGAGCCAAAAUCUGCCGAGAACAUACUCCAGGCUUUGGAUUGUGGCAAUCGAAACAGGACACAACACCCUACAGAUAUGAAUGCGACGUCCUCCAGAUCACAUGCUGUGUUCCAGAUAUAUUUGCGACAGCAGGACAGAGGUGCUGGCCUGAAUCCCAAUGCAUGUGUUGCCAAAAUGAGCCUAAUUGACCUGGCUGGUUCAGAAAGAGCCAGUGCUACCAAUGCCAAAGGGCAGCGCUUCCGUGAAGGUGCUAACAUAAACCGCUCACUCCUUGCCCUAGGGAAUGUAAUAAAUGCCCUCGCCAAUCCCAAGAGCAAGCAGGCUUUUAUACCAUACAGGGACAGCAAACUUACUCGGAUACUCAAGGACUCAUUGGGAGGCAACUGCAGAACUGUCAUGAUUGCCAACAUCAGCCCCUCAUCCAAGUCAUAUGAUGACACACACAACACUCUGAAAUAUGCUAACAGGGCCAAGGAAAUCAAAUCUUCGCUGAAGAGUAAUGUUGUAAGCCUGGACAGUCACAUUGGCCAGUAUGCAGUCAUUUGUGAGAAACAGCGGCAACAGAUUUUACAGUUGAAGCAGAAAUUAAAACAAUAUGAGGAGAAAGCAAUGUCUUCCUCGACCACAAUACAUUCACAGAAGCAAGCAGAAGUCAAAAGGUUGUCAGAAUCUCUGCAGCGAGUCUUCUCCAACCGUGCCCAAAUCAGGACAGAACAGCUGGAUCUGGAGGGACAACUGAAGGAGAAUGAAUUGCGCCAGCGCUACAGUGAGGAGGACAACCUGCAGGUCCAAUACAUCUCUGCCAAAGAAAAGACUGACAAGGCUACCUGCAAACAUGAGCGAAAGAUUGCAAUGCUACGCACUGAGCAGCAGCACAUUCGUAAACGGCUGAAAGAAGCAGAAAUUCGCUUUCAAGAAAAUGAUGGCUUCCUUCAUCGUGCUGAGAAUGAGAUGAAAUUGUUGAAGUCAAAUGAUCAAGUAUAUCAGAUAUUAGAAAAAGACUUGCACUGUCACCGGCUGGAGCUUCAGGUAAAUGAUCUUCAACAACAUAUCAAGCAGAUAGUCAAAAUGACUACACUUCAAGAUCAAGAACACAAUCGUAUGCAAAAAAUGCUGAAUGUGUUGCUGCCAGCAUAUAGUCGAUCUUACACUGCAGGGUAUGACGCUGGGCUAGCUACAUCUCAAGAUGAGUUGAAACACCAUGAACUUGAGCAGCUUGUGCUAAGAGAGCGUGGUGUGACCUGGGCAGACCAGGCAGGAGCAGACCAAGAUGUAAAAGAUUCAUCUGCCAAGAAAACCGCACAAGAGACAAAGGCAUUAGGAAACCCCAAUUUCUCCGGCGAAUUGGCACCUUUCUUGUCUUUCUCACAACUCCUCUACCACCAGAGUAGCCCUUGUAGUAGCAAAAAUCAAGAUGAUUUACUUGCUCCAAGAUGCGCUCGAAGAAAUCUCUCAAGAUUGCUGCCACCACAAAACCCAAAGCCUAUCCCUCAAGAUUUUGAGGAGGGUACUUUUCCUCUGCACUACACACCAGAAGCUGCACAAAGAGAUUUACGGUUUGGUUUCCCCACUGGCAUGGAUCUUAACUUGACUUUUGAAGCUCAACCAACAUCUCAGACCGAAGUAAUCAAUCCUGUCAGUGCCAAUGAAGCCAACCAGAUGCUUAACAAACGACACCAGACUUCUGCCUUACAAGAAACAAGACCACCCAAUCCUACGUACAUGGGCAUGACGUCAGCUGCGGAAGGAAAGCGGAAACACAACCGGGAGAAGGAUGAGAACCUUUCUGCACCGAAGCGUAUUAAGAAAACUCCCUGUGUUUCCACCAGGCCAGUGAGGGGUUCCAAAUUUUCUGGUUCAGCAGAGAGCAAGCCUCAGAGAGCUGUGAGAGGGAUCUCUGAAGGCAAUCUGAACCUCCUUAGACCAUCCAAACCCAAGUCUCAAGUGGCCAAAUGGAUAUGA
Molecule: messenger RNA, 2535 nt
Organism: Nerophis lumbriciformis (worm pipefish)
Lineage: Eukaryota; Metazoa; Chordata; Actinopteri; Syngnathiformes; Syngnathidae
Source: RefSeq, a predicted model, not a curated record